AUGACACACAGCUAUCAGCAAGGUUACGAUGACAGACGUUUUGAAGGUCGAGUCAGAGAAGAUCUUUUCUGCUCUAUUUGUCAAGGGGUGCUCAGAAAUCCACGAACUUGCCAGAAUAAAGAACAUCCAUUUUGCCUUUCUUGUAUAUCUCAACAUCUUCGUAAUUCCCACACAUGUCCUGAAUGCAGAGAACACCUGACUCCAGAAACACUCAAAGAUCCACCGAGAUUUUUGAAGAAUAUUCUAUCAGAGCUGAACAUCAAGUGUGAUUACACUGAGCGAGGCUGCCCGGGCUACGUCCAGCUUGGAAAUUUACAGAAUCAUGUUGAGCGAUGUGGCUUCGCGCCUGUUAUGUGUGGAAAUGAAGGAUGUGGGACGGUGGUCAAUAAAAGAGAUAAAGAAAUCCACGAGAGAGAACUCUGCCAGUUUAGAAUCCCCAAAUGCCACGACUGCAGAGAUAUUAAAGCAAGUCAAGAUGAAAUGAAAGCAAGUCAAGAUGCAAUAAAGGUAAAAACAUUUUGUCCACGUUUAGGUUUGCAUGGCAACAUAUUGUAAUCGUAGAACUAUACAGUUGAGAAUAUCUUUACACUAACAUUAAAUAAGAUGUAUAAAGACUUCAAAAGAGAGCAGCAUGAAUAAUACCAGGGAUAACUGGUAAAACACAAUCAGUAUAACUGUUGCAACUACGAGUAGCUGCAUAUUCUACCGUAAAAAACUCUAUUUUUCGAGCACUAAAAAAUACGGCACUGCUCCAGAAAUAUGUGAUAUGUUUGCAAAGAUAAAUCAAGUGACAAAUAUUCAGAGAGUUAAUAGCAACUACAACUGACAUACAUCUUCCAAGACUUAUAACUGAGAAAACUAAAUGAAAAACAACGUAUAUAGUGGACCAGUACUUUUUAACUCACUACCAAAUCACUUUAAUUUAAAAAAAAUAGUAAAAAAUUAACCAUACAUUGUUUCCGGUGAUUUUUCGGUGAAAAAAAUAUUUCUUAGGAGAUGACGGAGAUAAAUGAUGAGGUUGACCACCUCAAAAUAUAUCACUCGGUGUUAUUAUGUAAUGCCGUAUAAUCAAUAGUUUUGAUUUUUUAUGUAAGUGAAUAAGUAACUAACUAGAACAAUUUUAGUGUGUUGAGGACCGUCAAUGAUAUCUUAACCAAACAUGUUUGGUGAAGAUGUUAUCCUCUUUUUAAAUAAUAACAAUUGUAAUUCAGGAAAAUGUUGAUGAAAUGAAAGCUAGUCAAGUUAGAAUGGAAAGAAAACAAGAUGAAAUUAAGGUUAGACAAGUUUUUGUUCUUUGUAUGUGUGCAAUGCAAUCAAUUUUGAAAAGUUUGUGAAAAUCUACAGUUUGUGAAAAUGCAUAGUGGCAAGUCAGUGAAGUUUAUAUUUUACAAUUCAGGAACAUGUUGACGAGAUAAAGGUGGAAGUGAGCACAACAAAAGUGGAAAUAGAAAGAAAGCAGGAUGAAAUCAAUGACAAAGUAAAUCAAAUGAAGGUAAGACAAGAUUAUGUUUAGUUUUGUGUAAGUUUCCAGUGCGAUAGAAAUGCCACUAUUUCAUUUGCAAAACUCUUUUUCCUAAGCGUGAGUGUUUAUCAAUCAAAAUAUUGUUUAACGCAAACUUCUGAGGAAUCAGCCCAACAUAUUGAAUACUUUGCCAAGUAAAUAAACUAUUUAUGCCGCCCAGCUUCUCAAAAUGUACACUGUGUUAUCGCUGAUAUAUUUUAAUGUAACAACAUAGUCAGAGAAAUUUUUAAUUUUACAAUCCAGGCGAAUGUUGACGAGAUAAAGCAAACUCAAGCAGAAAUGAAAGCAGAUCAAGUGAUGUUCAAAGCUGAGGUAAGCCAGCAGUUUCAAAGAAUGACAGAGAUGUUAAAUCAGUUGUUGCAAGGAAAAAAUGUAAACAACAAUGGUGCUCAAGCUAUUGGUCCAGCAGCUCCAACCAACAACCAAGAUAUUAUUAUUCUUGGCGGUCGGUGUGACUCAGGAGAUGGAAAUAUAUUAAAUACAGUUGAGAAAUUCAACAUAGCAGAAGGAACGUCAACUCAGCUGCCACCGAUGAAUCUCGCUCGAGCAGAAUCAGCAUCAUGUGUUUACAACGGUGACGUCAUCGUUGCCGGAGGUCACAAUGGUAAAACUGGUACUGACUUGAUCGAGAUUUUAAAGAUGAACCAGCAUCCUUUGCGAUGGACGAUAUUUGAUGGUAAACUGCCCGUCAAGUUAUCUGGCUAUGAUGUCACAGUUUACCAAAAUAGAUUCUACAUCAUAGGAGGACAUAACUGGAAUGAAAAGAAAACAUCCGAUGCAAUUUAUGAACUAUCCCUUGCCCCGCCUUAUACUGUCAAGCUUCUCGCAAGAAUGUCUCAGCCAACGAGAAACCAUGGAGCGGAGAUUGUUAAUGGGAAGCUAUUUAUCUUGGGAGGAUCGACAACAGGCCUUAGUAAAGAUACCACAGACAGUGUUGUUGUGUAUGAUUUCAUCAAGAACACGAUUAAGCCAUGUCCAUCGUUACCAAAGCCUGUCGUAGGAAUGUCCACAGUUACUUGGGGCAAUAUGAUCAUUGUUGUCGGCGGGAUGGGUAAGAAUGGCCAGGUUUUAAAUGACAUCAUCAUGUAUCACAUUGAGACUGGGCGAUGUGAAAGAUUACCUUCACUGAAACACAAGAGGCGUGGUGCCUCAGCUGUCAUCAUGCAUGACGUCAUUGUUGUAUUGGGAGGACAGAAUAAGGAAGAGGGACAUCUCAACUCAGUGGAAAGUUUCACAAUGGGAGAUGAUCAGUGGAAAGAACUGCCAGGAAUGAAAGAAAAAAGAUCUUUCGCAAGUGAAACCUCGCAACUGAAAAGUUUUCUAUAA
Messenger RNA from Paramuricea clavata, 2848 nucleotides. The record is from the annotation of a GenBank genome assembly. NCBI's taxonomy places the organism in Eukaryota, Metazoa, Cnidaria, Anthozoa, Malacalcyonacea, Plexauridae.